GGAAGGUGAGGGGAGGAAGAAGUGAUAGCCUCGGGACAGAUAAGCUCCAGGGAAGGAAAAAAAAAAGGAGGGAGGAAACAAGGGAGGAGUGUGAGGUGGGCAGUUCUCAGAAAGAACAGUGAGUCGCUUCUCUUUCUCUCUCAGACAGAGUUACCGACUGCUGCUCUCUUCUUCUCUCUUCCUGACCGCUCUGAGUUCUCUCUCUCUCUCUCUCUCUCUCUCUCUCUGCCUUUGGCUGACUGGAGGUCUUUGGUUUUGUUUUGUCUGGAUCUGAACAUGGACUCGGGCUGAACGUCUAUACACGCGGCGAGACAUGAGAAGAGACUCUGGAGAUUCAAUGUUUGGCAGUAGCGGCUCUGUUUUAUUGAAGACACAUUUGGCAUGAAACCAGACCGCAUUCGCCUCUCCUUCAUCACCUCCUCCUCCUUCAUCACCCUCCACCUCUCUCCAUUCAGGGACUCUCACCUCAGCUCCACCGCAUUGAUGAGGUAACGUCAAGCAGCACCAGCCUGCACAAACACCUUCCUCAUCUCCCCCUCUCCUCCCCCAAUCCCUUCCAACACAGCCAUGGGACAGAAGAUCUCCAGUGGCAUUAAGUCGGUGGACAGUCGCGGGGAAACUGGCGGCUCCCCAUCCUACCGGCCCUUGGCUCACCGCCGGCAGCACCCGGAACUGAGGGACCCAGAUUUCUCCAAACCCCCCCGACUUGACCUCCUGCUGGACAUGCCAUGUGCUGGAUUGGAGACCCAGCUACGACAUGCAUGGAACCCUGAUGACCGCUCGCUCAACAUCUUCAUCAAAGACGAUGAUAAAAUGACAUUUCACCGCCACCCGGUAGCACAGAGCACAGACUGCAUUCGGGGGCGGGUUGGAUACACAAGGGGCCUCCAUGUGUGGAGGAUCCAUUGGCCUUCCCGGCAGCGUGGCACCCACGCUGUGGUCGGGGUGUCGACCUCAGAAGCUGCUUUACAUUCAGUGGGGUACACAGCGUUGGUGGGGUCAGACUGUGAGUCCUGGGGCUGGGAUCUGGGACGCAACAGGCUCUACCAUGACAGUAAGAAUCGGGCACAUAGCUCCCUGCCAUCUUACCCUUGUUUUCUAGAGCCAGAGGAGUCGUUUACCCUGCCGGACUCUCUGUUAGUUAUUCUGGACAUGGACGAGGGGACAUUGAGUUUCAUGGCUGACGGACAGUAUCUAGGAGUCGCCUUUAGAGGACUGAAAGGAAAGAAGCUGUAUCCCAUCGUCAGUGCUGUGUGGGGUCAUUGUGAGAUAUCCAUGAAGUACAUUAACGGCUUGGAUCCCGAGCCUCUUCCUCUCAUGGACCUGUGUCGGCGUGCGGCCCGUCUUGCGUUAGGUCGGGAGCGUCUGCAGGAGAUCGAGAGCCUCCCUCUGCCCCAGUCCCUGAAAAGUUACCUCCAAUACCAGUGACUGACACCAGCAGAGCACACUGGGAACACAAGGACACACACCAGAACACCUGAAAGUCUGAAGAAAGGAAUGAAAUAAAGAAAGCAGAAAGAAAGAGCGUAGCUGCAUAGCGGAAGCUCUACAAUAGAUGGAUUAAUGAAAGGAUGAUAGUGGAUGAACAGCACCAGCUUCUUUUUGAUCUCCAGCUGCUUUUUCUUUAGUUUGGACUUGAAAUAAAUUAUUGACGAUGGUAUCACAUCAGUGUCUCACUCACCCUGGAAGAAAACCCAUCCUGUGAGGGGCAUGGUGCGGUUUAGAGGGUGACAGAGACAGUGAAAAGACAGACACCCCCACCUAGUGGUGACAGUAAGAACUGCAACGAGAAAGCACACCCAUCUUUCCCUGGAGGCCUUUCUGAUACUCAGUGAUCAUUUCAAUGCUGUUGUAUGCUAAAGUGUGUAUUCAUGGUCUCCUCUGGCACAGGUGACAGGCUACAACAGUAUCUUAGCACUGAGUUUUUGUUCUGUUGACCUCGGCACAAACAAGACCCCACAUCUCACACAGAAUAGAUGAAAACAUGGCUGCAGAGUCAUUUAUCUCCUUACUUCAUGCAGACAUUUAGUCCGAGUAAAGCCCUUUUCAGUCACAACUAAAUGAACAGUACACUGAUAAAUUGAAGAUUGAUGUAAUUCAGAGUUUGUUGUAUAAAACGUUAGUAGUCUAAAUGCAUUGGACAAUAAUGAGACUUUGGAGUGUUAGAAGGAAUGGAACAGAAAUAGUUUUAUGAAGGAAGAAAAAUGUGUCGGUGUGGAUUUAAAAAAUGUUGUCUUCCUUUUAAGUCUCCAUCAGGGACCAUCGUCAGUGAGCAGGAUGCUCAGAAUUAGCUCCCAAUCAUCAAUUUAUUUCAAAUCUUCCUCAAUCCUGAUUGGCGGAGGGAAAAAUAUAAAAAUGACAUUUUUCUAAAUGAGGACCACCCACUUAAAACUACAAAACACACAUAUCACUAUUGUGUUAUAACAAAAACUGUUCUAACUUUGCAUAAAUUAAUUUUCUUUUAGGACCUCAUAAAUGAAAGUAAGAAGCUUAAGUUGAUUUUUUUUUUUGUACGGGCCUUUAAUAAAGAAGCACUACAGCAUUUAAUCCCUUAAUGUGCAUGCGUUAAUCUGCUGCAGCCUUAAUUUGACUGUGAUUAGAUUCAGUUCAAACUUUCACUUUGUGGGAAGUGUUGUGGAAAUGUUGCCAGGUCUUAAAUACUGGUCAGGACUUUAUCAUAACAAGCUGCAUGUGUGGAAAGGGCUUUAUGAAAGAAACAAACAGCUGUGCAACAUUUACUGAGAAGCAUUCCUAACAGGACAUAAGUCAUGUUAAAUGAUGGUGAGGUGUGUGUGUGUGUGUGUGUGUGUGUGUGUGUGUGUGUGUGUGUGUGUGUGUGUGUGUGUGUGUGUGUGUGUGUGUGUGUGUGUGUGUGUGUGUGUGUGUGUGUGUGUGUGUGUGUGUGUGUGUGUGUGUGAGAGAGAGAGCAGUGUGUUGCCAUCACAGUGAAACCAGUGCUAACAUGCUGUGCUAAGAAGAGCCUCACCUGCUGCUGUAGCACCCUGUGUAGCUCACCGGUACCAGACAGUAUCUGUCUGCUUCCCCACAUUUGUCUUAAUGACCACAACAAACAAACAAACAAACAAACACAAACAAACAAACAAACGGAACAGAGCAGAUCAAGUGUCGCUUGAUCUGUAUUAGAGGCUGGAGCAGGGUUUGGGAACAUCUGCCAGGACAGAUGUGUUUCUGGCCCAGAAUAGAAUUGCACACACACACACACACACACACACACACACUGUAGACCAAUCAUGUUUUCUUUCCUAAAAAGGCUUGAGUCACUUUUUUUUACGUCUGAGUUUGUAUCUUACAUUAUAAAUAUUAUUAUUAUUAUUAUUAUUAUUACUGUUGUUGUGAGUGUCUGACGAUGAUGAUGAUGAUGAUGAUGAUGAUGAUGAUGGCAGGAUGAUGAUGAUUAUUUAUCACGAGCUGGUUCUAUGUACAUUUUUUUUAACGAUCAUUGAUGGUUACAUUCAGGUAAACAUGAUACAAAGAUCCUGGUGAUGAAGAGCGAAAUCAAGAGUUGUAUCUUCAAUGCUGCUUUUACCUUGUUAUUAUUUUAUUAUAAUUAUUAUUGUUAUAAUUAUUAUUAUUUGUAAUGGUGGUGUUUUAACCUCCUGUUUUCAUCAGUUAGGAUGGAGAGAGAAGGACCGUUCAGAGAAGUAGUGGAAUGUACUAACAGACGGUGCAGUUGAGAUGAAAUGUGAAUAAAAGCCAAGUGAAUUUGAAAAAUGUC
Molecule: messenger RNA, 3736 nt
Organism: Labrus mixtus (cuckoo wrasse)
Lineage: Eukaryota; Metazoa; Chordata; Actinopteri; Labriformes; Labridae
Product: SPRY domain-containing SOCS box protein 4-like
Exons: 3
Coding region: 568-1428 (286 amino acids)
Biological process (GO): proteasome-mediated ubiquitin-dependent protein catabolic process
Cellular component (GO): SCF ubiquitin ligase complex
Molecular function (GO): protein binding
Source: RefSeq, a predicted model, not a curated record